AAUGUAUGUAACAUUAGUUCUACAUAUACUAGACUUUAAUUUUCUAUUUUUGUAUUUAGUGAAAUAAUUUUUACAAUGUUUUAAAACUGAAUCAAAUUGAAAAUGUCAAAAGUUUCUAUUUUGAAUUCGGUAUUUUCGGAUAUCGAAAAAUUUUCUUCAGCUGAAGAGUAUAGGAGAAUAAUAAAACUUGCUGAAAAACAUAUACCGCAAUAUCCAGAAGAAAUAUCAUUAAUUCAGGCUAAGGUUGUAAGUUUGGUUCAUUUGAAUGAAGUUCAAGAUGCAUAUAAUUUUAUUCUUAAACACGAAUCAAAACAGACUUUUGCUUUUGAAAAAUCAUACUGUCUUUAUCGCCUAAAUCGACCAGAAGAAGCAUUGCAAAUAAUUAAUGAAGAAACUGAAUUGGAAGAUAAUUUUAAAGAACUAAAAGCUCAAAUUUUAUACAAAUUGGAAAAAUUUAAUAAGUGUUUUGAUUUAUAUCGGGAUAUUAUUAAGCAAAGUAAAGACAGUUUCACAAAUGAAAGAGAGACUAAUCUUACAGCUGUAAUUUCCCAACUUUCAAAAUUAGGAGAGAAAAAAUGUGAUGUUCCAAACGUGAAACCUGAUAAUACUUAUGAAUUUUUAUAUAAUAUUGCGUGUGUAUUAAUUGAAAGAGGUGAUUUAAUUAAAGCACAAAAUUUACUUGAUCAAGCAGCUAAAAUGUGUAGGAAUACUUUAGAAGAAGAAGAAGCUACAGAAGAAGAAAUAAAUGAAGAAUUGACUGCUAUAAAAGUUCAAAAUGCUUAUUGUCUUCAAAAAUUGGGUUCUGACAAAGAAGCACAAACUGAAUACUCUGAUGUGUUGAAAAACAAACCUAAAGAUAUUGGAUCUCUAGCUAUUGCUUCAAACAACCUUGUUGUAUUAAAUCGAGAACAUAAUGUAUUUGACUCAAAAAAAAAACUCAAAUCAACUUUGUCUGAUGAAUUAUCUUUAAAACUAAAUACAUGGCAAUUGAAGAAGAUUAAUUUGAAUCAUUGUCGUUUUGCUUUAAUUACUAAUCAAUUUGAACAAUGUGUACAAAUGUGUGAUUCAAUUGAAAAAAAUUACCCUGAUUUGAUUGAAAAUAUUGUUAUUAUCAGAGCUUUUAUGUUAUGGCGCCAAAAUAAAAAUAUAGAAGCUCUUGAAGUCUUGAAAAAAUUUAUUUAUCAACAAAAAAACCCUUCCGAUAAACUUAACUGUACUUUAACUGCUGUUAAACUGUUACUAAUCCAGAACAUUCUUAAAGAAGCUUGUGAAUUACUUGAAAAUCUUGGAAAUUUAAAAUAUAAACUUGGAAUUGUUAGUACUCUUGUGACAUUGUAUUUGAAUCUUGGAAAUGUUAAAGCAGCAACUGAUUUGUUUAAUGAAACAUUAUCAUGGUAUAGCCAGAAAGAGUUAGAUAAUUUGAAAACUACAAUUUUACUGAAGCAACUUGCAAAACUCUUAUUACGUGAACAAGAUCCUAAAGAAGCAGCAAAACGUUUAUCUCAUCUAUUGGAGCUAAAUCCAUCAAAUAAAAAAUGUUUAGCUCAACUAAUAAUAGCUUAUGCCCAGUUUGAUCCAGUGAAAGCCCAAAAAUACAGUAAAGAACUUCCACCAUUAGAUCUACAAGAUGCAGACAUAGAUGUACUUGAAAACACAAAUUGGAUGAUGGGGUCAAAAUUAAUAAAAAAAUCAAAUCUAAAACCGGACACUGCUGGUGUUCAUAAAACAGAAAUGGAAAAGAAACGCAAAAAAAAGAGAAAAAUAAUACUACCUAAAGAUUUUAACCCUGACAUUCCACCUAAUCCUGAACGCUGGUUACCAAGGCAUGAACGUACAGGAUAUCGUAAGAAAAAGGAUCGAAGGAAUAAAGAUACUGGAAUUGGAAAAGGAACACAAGGUGCUAGCAGUGAAGCUACAGAAAAAUACAACAUUAAAAAUAUUGCUGCUCAACCCAAAGCUCAGAUUCAACCAAAUGAAAACGCACCUAGGUUGCAACACCGAAAAGGACAAUUUAAGAAGAAGAAGAAGGGAAAAUAAAAAAUAAAUUAAAACUCAAUGUAUUCAUCUGUAUUUCAAAUAAAUCCAAUAUUCUUUAAUUCUAUAA
Daktulosphaira vitifoliae (grape phylloxera) is the source of this 2104-nucleotide messenger RNA. RefSeq names its product signal recognition particle subunit SRP72 (gene Srp72). Bases 103 to 2037 code for a protein of 644 amino acids. The transcript is spliced from 12 exons. Gene Ontology annotation, cellular component: signal recognition particle, endoplasmic reticulum targeting. Lineage: Eukaryota; Metazoa; Arthropoda; Insecta; Hemiptera; Phylloxeridae. Gene Ontology annotation, molecular function: ribosome binding; 7S RNA binding; protein binding. Gene Ontology annotation, biological process: SRP-dependent cotranslational protein targeting to membrane. The record is from RefSeq and is a predicted model, not a curated record.